Sphenostylis stenocarpa is the source of this 1284-nucleotide messenger RNA. NCBI's taxonomy places the organism in Eukaryota, Viridiplantae, Streptophyta, Magnoliopsida, Fabales, Fabaceae. The record is from the annotation of a GenBank genome assembly.
AUGUCUGGAAAGGUGUUUCUCACAUUCACUUUCGUGCUUCUUCUCCUCCUUUCAUACUCAAUUUUCAUUGGCACCCUCGACAUUCGAUCUUACUUCUUCCCUCGCUUAAAGUUGACCGCGGCUGCACCCACUCCAUGUGCACCCGACCCGCCUCUUCGGGUCUUCAUGUACGAUCUCCCUCGCCGCUUCAACGUCGGCAUGAUUGACCGUCGCAACACGGCGGAGACUCCCGUCACCGUCGAGGACUGGCCGCGGUGGCCAGAGAAUUGGGGGCUGAAGAAGCAGCACAGCGUGGAGUACUGGAUGAUGGGGUCGCUGCUCCACGAUGGCGAAGGCAAAGAAGCGGUUAGGGUUUCGGAUCCGGAACUCGCCGACGCAUUCUUCGUUCCGUUCUUCUCUUCGCUCAGUUUCAACACGCACGGUCACAACAUGAAGGACCCCGCCACGCAGCUGGAUCGCCAAUUGCAGGUUGAUUUAAUGGAACUCUUAAAGAAAUCCAAAUACUGGCAGAGGUCUGGAGGUAGAGACCAUGUAUUUCCUGUCACACAUCCCAAUGCCUUUAGGUUCCUAAGAAAUCAGUUGAAUGAAUCCAUACAGGUUGUUGUGGAUUUUGGUCGCUACCCUAGGGGCAUGACUAAUUUGUACAAAGAUGUGGUGUCCCCGUAUGUGCAUGUUGUGGACUCUUUUACAGUUGAUGAGCCUCAAGAUCCGUAUGAGUCUCGCUCAACACUGCUUUUCUUCCGAGGGAGGACUUACAGGAAGGAUGAAGGGAUUGUCCGUGUUAAACUAGCAAAGAUACUGUCUGGUUAUGAUGAUGUUCACUAUGAGCGAAGUGUUGCUACAGAAGAAAACAUAAAAUUGUCAUCUAAAGGGAUGCGUUCAUCAAAGUUCUGUUUAGAUCCAGCUGGAGACACACCGUCAUCUUGUCGGCUUUUUGAUGCCAUUGUGAGUCAUUGUGUUCCUGUCAUUGUUAGUGAUCAAAUUGAACUCCCAUUUGAGGAUGAGAUUGACUACUCCCAGUUCUCAAUUUUCUUCUCUUUCAAAGAGGCAUUAAAGCCUGGCUACAUGAUCGAUCAACUUCGUAAAAUUCCAAAACAGAAAUGGACUGAAAUGUGGAGGCAACUUAAAAACAUCUCCCAUCAUUAUGAAUUCCAUUACCCUCCAAAAAGAGAAGAUGCUGUUGGUAUGCUUUGGAGACAGGUCAAGCACAAGCUUUCAGGAGUCAGCCUUUCUGUUCAUAGAAGCAGGAGGUUAAAAAUCCCAGAUUGGUGGCAGGGGAAAUGA